AUGUUAUUAACGACUUUGACAAUUUUAGGUCCAGGCGAAACUGAGACUCACAUCUCUAUCAAAAGUAAUGCCACUUCAAGUAAGUUAAAAAGAAAGAUCCUAAGGCUUUUAAAUAUAGACGACGUUGUUAUGAUGCACAAUGGCAAUGGAAUAAUGCCAAAUAACGUCGACACUCUUCAGCAACUUGGAAUUAAUGAUAAUGAUACACUCAAUAUUCACCCUGUCGCAGCGCCUCGAUCAAGACCUGAAGAAUCGAAAACUCCUUUGAUUUCUUUGAUAAUCAUAGACUUGAAUCAAAAUGAAAUCAGUAUUAAUGCAAAUCCAGAAUGGAGAUUUCAAGAACUUUGGAAUGAAAUAAAAAGAAAAGGAGUAAAUCUCAAUGAUAAUGAUAGAUUAUUAUAUGAUAGUUAUUUCAUUAGUCUUGAAAAGUACAGUGAAAUACUUGUCAAGAAAAUGCAAUUUAAAAGCAAAGGUACUUUGAGGGUUUUAGACCAUUUGAAAGGAGGAGAUUUUGUCUGCUUUUAUAUACCAUAUAAGUAA
This is a messenger RNA of Blepharisma stoltei, 540 nucleotides long. NCBI's taxonomy places the organism in Eukaryota, Ciliophora, Heterotrichea, Heterotrichida, Blepharismidae. The record is from the annotation of a GenBank genome assembly.